CUGAGCGCAGUACAAAGAGAGCGAAACGAAAGGCAGCAGCAGUGAAACAAACAGCAUCCCUCCAGCACAGAUAAAGAGAUAGAGACGCAGGAUAGAGAGAGAAAGAGAUCAGCAAGACGGACGGAGAAGACUCCCGAGAGUUCCCGGGACGGGGCUUGCACAGAGAGUCAGACAGAGAAAGAAAGAUAUUUUGAAUCCUCUUGGCAUGUGAGUGUGUCCCUUGACGCUUGGCGCUGUGUGCAGUUGUAACGAGUGUGUGCGGGGAAGAGUUGUCCUGGCGACAUCAGGACAUUUUGGUACGGGAAUGUGGUGCAGCUAAGCCAGGUCGGCCAGGAAGGAAGGAACACCUAUCAGCAUGCUGGGGAAGGAUUACAUGCUCGCCAUCAUCAUAGUCAAUUAUGACGACAACAUCUGGAACGACCCGAGUCUUGAUCUGGACACUGACCUGCCGUCAGGGUGGCGCACCAUCCGGGACAGCACUGGCACCUACUACUGGCACGUGCCUACAGGCACCACACAAUGGCAGCACCCAUCCUACAGCAAUGAGGAGGACCAGAGCGCCGUCAAUGGCGUCACUGCCACGGACCUCAAGAGCCUGGAGGCUGGUGGCAGACGUGGCUCAAGGGCAAGGCUGACAGAGAGCCCAGUGGCCUCCGUAAAUGACAGGAUCUCCUGGCAGGACGAUUAUUUCUGCACCAACAUGGAUCCUGACUCCAAGUGUUUUGCGGUGCGCUCACUGGGCUGGGUGGAGAUCCCAGAGGAGGAGCUGACCCCGGGGAAGAGCAGUCUGGCUGUCAAUAACUGCAUCCAGCAGCUGUCCAGCAGCAAGGCUGAGGGCCGCGAUGCACUAGGCGCCUGGGGAGAGGGCCAGGACAUGAUGAUGGUGCUGAAGAAGGACACCCUUAGCCUGAUGGACCCAGUGGACCGCAGCCUUAUCCACUGCCAACCUAUCAUCAACAUCCGUGUGUGGGGCGUGGGAUGCAACAACGGCAGAGACAGAGACUUUGCCUUUGUGGCCAGUGACAAAGACACCUGUAUGCUGAAGUGCCAUGUGUUUCGCUGCAGCGCCCCAGCAAAAACCAUCGCCACGGCUUUGCAUGAAAUGUGCUCAAAGAUCAUGGCAGAGAAGACGACUAGAAGCCCAUCUAUGGCCCGCUCCCUCACAAUGGAGAACAUCUCCCCUGAGGACCUGCCACGUCAAGUGGACUUCCUGGAUGCAAUGAGGAAAAGGGUGCAGAAGUUUGAGGUGCAGUACAUCGGAAACCUGCCUGUCUCCAGGGCGAUGGGUAUGGAGGUGCUGAACCGGGCCAUAGAGAGCAUCAUGAACACCUCAGACAGUGACGAGUGGGAGCCCAUCGUCAUCCACAUCUCCGACACUGUGCUUUCACUCUGGAAAGGAGAGGAUGGAGAUGAUCCCUUCUGGGAAUGUCAAGUGCGUUACCUGACCUUUCUGGGUGUGGGCCAUGACACACACACCUUUGCGGUGAUAGUGGACUGCGGGACGCAGCGGUUUGAAUGUCAUGUUUUCUGGUGUGAGCCGGACGCAGGGAUCAUCUCUGAGGCUGUGCAGGCUGCGUGCAUGGUCCAGUACCAGAAGUGCUUGGUGGCCCAGACUCCACCACCCAGGUCCAAAAUGUGGCAGGCGGGUUCCAAGGUGAAGAGGGCCAACUCCAUGGACGGCUUCACUUUCCCAGCUCCCCUUCACCAAGGACUGUCCCCACCCAUGACUGGCUCCUCCACAGCCAAAAAGGGCAUGCUGGCGUUUUUUGAGACUUUCAGAAAUAAACAGUCAGCAGUUUCCACACCAUAACAACCAGAUAGAGAGGGAGGCGGGAGGGAGCAAGUGAGAGAAGGGGACUUGGGUAAAGGGAGGUACGGCAAAUCAGUUUUAGGGCGAAGGGUAGAAUGUAUAACAGAUGUAUAACCAGCCAUUAGAAUGUGAAGAUUGAAGGCCAGCUGAGUUUCUAUUUGACCAGGCAAGGAUGACCAUUAUCUUAAACAAAACAAACUUUUUCUGCAUUUCUGCUUCUACUGUGUUUCUUUGGGUAUACGACAUAUCUCAACUAGACUGGUUUGUGGUACAGAUUUAGAAAAGAACACUGAGGUGCUGUACUCUCACAUUCCACACCUUUCUUAUCAAGGAAGAGUUUAAGUCAUUAGGAUCUUGACUUGUGCUUUUAUUGCAAAAUACCAUCAAAUACACAACAAUGGCUCCCUGGUUCUAGGUGAAACAUACAGUAGCAAAAAAAUAUGGUGCAGUAAUUGACUACUCUUUAAUAUAGUUAUCUGAUAUUGAACAUCAGCAAAAUGUAACAGUGACCUCAUUCUUGUACAAUCAAUGUAGCUGGGUAGGUUGUGUUAAAUACGUAUACUGUUCUUUUUAAUAAAUGUAAAGGAAUCUUUAACUUCAGAUAUAUUCAUAGAAGUGUGUCAACUUAUAGCCUAUAGUCCCUCUGACAGUUGACAACAAAUAGAUUUAAAAUGUGAGAUUAGGCAUCAUAAAGAUGGGAGAGAAGAUAUCACACUCUACAUUCCUCCAUUAUUCAAAUUAGACGUGGCAAAAUCGAGAAUCAGACCUACGAACAUCCUAGACCCCAGUUUGUCAACAGCAAAUGAAGUCCAAUCAGAUCUGGGCUUUGGUACAAUUUUGACGCAGCAUACUCAGAAAGAAUCCCUUUGAGCAGGAUUCAGGAGUGGCACCAGUGCCACAGUGGUCUUCACAUUAGAGUGAAGGAGAAGGUGUUUUAUUUCUGUUCUGGAAAAGGUUUGUGUUAGUACAAGCAGCACAAAAGGCAUAAAAGUGUAAAAAGGCAUAAAGGCAUAAAAGUGUAAAAAUAAAGAUUUAGAAAGGUAUGUAGACAGUCCCCCGAAGCGCUACAGAAGCACUGCAUGCUUUCGCACAUGCCUGGGAAUGAAAUGCUUUGCUCAGGUACUUUCCAUGCUAUUGGCAAUGAAAAAAAAAGAAAGACCGACUCUCACUAGUAAAACUGAAAACACUUAGAAAUCAAGUCAAUGACUAAACUCUAAAUGCAAACAGUCCCCACCACUGAACGCCUGUGUUGUGUUGCUCCUAUUGGAGGACACGCUAAACAGCAUUUUCACUUGAGAAAACACCAAAACACACUGAAUCCCCCCCAAAAUACAGACUUACUUGCACUGCAUUGAAUUAAGUAUGGGGGGAGGGGGGAAAGGCACUUGGUUUAUUGCAUGCUGAUUUUCAAAGUAAUUUGCGACAGUAGGCCCACUGUAUGCUGUGAAACACUUGGGCACAUAAAAGGAAUGGCACUUCAGAGAGGUCAUACUAUAUAUUACCGAUAUGCAACAGCUCCCCUCCCCCAUUCUAAAUAGGCAUUAUAUGAGAAAACAACUCAGGUCUUCAUAUUUAGUGGAAGGUUCAUGUCAAAGUUGGAAGAAUGAAAAGGUGGAGCUUUGGCGUAAAAUAACAUGGGUGGAGAAGUGAAAUACGUUUAAUCCAGGAGAAUUUGGGAGAGGUGAUGUCAUAAAAAUGCUAAUGUAGCACCUUGAGAUUUUUUUUGUUUCUGCUAUUUAUACUACUAGUAAAUACAUAUGUCUCUCUCUAUAUAUAUAUAUUUGCAAUAUUUUAGCACAAAAGAAAAUAGGAUGUCAUGUAAAUGCAAACUAUUUUAAAUUGUGAUUAUUUCUCGCAGUUGUACCUUACUUGGUCCACACUGUGGUGGUCUAUGCUGGAAUAAUAAAUUGCUUGGAAAUCCUG
This is a messenger RNA of Oncorhynchus mykiss (rainbow trout), 3733 nucleotides long. The record is from RefSeq and is a predicted model, not a curated record. NCBI's taxonomy places the organism in Eukaryota, Metazoa, Chordata, Actinopteri, Salmoniformes, Salmonidae.